Molecule: messenger RNA, 960 nt
Organism: Histoplasma capsulatum G186AR
Lineage: Eukaryota; Fungi; Ascomycota; Eurotiomycetes; Onygenales; Ajellomycetaceae
Exons: 1
Coding region: 1-960 (319 amino acids)
Source: RefSeq, a predicted model, not a curated record
AUGCAAAACCAGUCUACCGCACACUCCUGGCAAGAUCCACUUGUAUCUUCCAUUCCAAUUAUCACCCUAUUGACCGUCGUCGCGCUCUGCCUGGCCACUUUCGCCCGAAAGGUCCGCAAGGGAUACCAUGAUUUCCUUGCACUUGGGCCUGGCGGAACGCCCUCCACUCCUGCCGGCUAUCUUCGCAUCUGCGUGUUACGUAUCUUUACCUUGCGUAAUCCUCUGAACCCUCCGCCCAUCCCGUCAUACAUUCAUCCUCAGAGCGGGAUUCUGAAUGACCUGCCCAAGCGAAUCGGUAGUCGCCCAGAAGUCGUUGGGAUUGCUCCGCAGCGGCAGAUGACUGACCGCGGCCCAAAAGCUAUUUAUGCCGCAUUGACAGCAACAAUUAAAGAAUUAUCCCUCCGCCAUCCGGACAGCUUGUUCUUGGGGAUCUCCCGCUUCGAAAAGCAUAACACCGGUCUCUUCUCCCUACCUCGAUGCCAAAGCCAUUUGACAUGCAACGGGGAAAUCUGCCAUUCUCACGCGUACGAUGGUAGCAUGCACCUCACUCUCCACCCUGCAGACGUCAAAACCAUUAUCGAAAAGGGAUGGGGGGAGCGCCACCCCCUUGCUCGAGAAAGCUGGUGGUGGAAAUUCCGGUUCGUCCCUCCUACUUUCGUCCUGAUCUACUCCCCACGUACCAUGGAGGAAUUACGCUGCGUGACUCAGAUCAUCUACGCCGCGUCGUGGUGGAUUAGUGGGAUUGAUUUGCGCAAAUUCGACUCGAACAACGGCCUCACUCCAGCAACGUCUCAAGAGCAGCGGCCGCACCAGCAGCACCAGCAGCAGAACCGUGAGACAGAAAGUGACGUUGUGAGAAAAGACCAGGUAUGGUCCUCCUCUUCUACUGAGCUUAACGCAAUUGCAAGUCAGGAUUCAGGAACCACGGCGUGCGAGAUGCCUGGGUUUCCCCUCGGAUGA